Chaetomium fimeti is the source of this 1892-nucleotide messenger RNA. RefSeq names its product major facilitator superfamily domain-containing protein. The record is from RefSeq and is a predicted model, not a curated record. Gene Ontology annotation, cellular component: membrane. NCBI's taxonomy places the organism in Eukaryota, Fungi, Ascomycota, Sordariomycetes, Sordariales, Chaetomiaceae. The coding region runs from base 111 to 1565 and encodes 484 amino acids. The transcript is spliced from 3 exons. Gene Ontology annotation, biological process: transmembrane transport. Gene Ontology annotation, molecular function: transmembrane transporter activity.
GUGGGGAGCUUCGGUCUUCCAGUCUCAUCAACACCGUCGGCCCCAACCCAGCGGUGUCACAGACUCCCACCAGCCACCUACCCAAGGUACCUACCUAGGUAUCCAACACCAUGGCGUCCGACUCCAUCCACGAGCCCGACGCCGAGAAGGCAGGCCCAGGCCAGCAUGAAGUCAAAGACUCGGAAACGGGCACGACCGAGCCAACCUACACCCCCACCGAAGAACGCGCCCUGCUCCGCCACCAAGACCUCACCAUCCUCCCGCUCUCCGCCUUCAUCUACUUCCUCUGCUACCUCGACCGCUCCAACAUCGGCAACGCCCGCAUCCUCAACUCCUCCACGGGCAACGACAUGCAGACCGAGAUCGGCGCCACCCAGCACCAGUUCAACAUCGCCCUCAUGGUCUUCCUCGUCGCCUACGCCCUGUUCGAAGUCCCCUCCAACAUCCUCCUGAAAAAGCUGCGCCCGUCGCGCUGGCUCGCCUUUCUGAUGUUCUCGUGGGGGGCCAUUACCAUGGGUUUGGGCGGGGUGAGGUCGUUCCCGGCGACGGCGGCGGUGCGGUUUUUGCUGGGCAUGGCUGAGGCGGGGCUGUUCCCCGGGCUGGUGUAUUAUCUGACGUUUUGGUAUCGCACCGAGGAGAGGAGUGUGCGGGUGGCGUUUAUUUUGGCGAGUGCUACGCUGGCGGGGGCGUUUGGUGGUGCGAUUGCGUAUGGGAUUGGGCAUAUGAAUGGUGCGCAGGGCUUGUCGGCGUGGCGGUGGUUGUUUAUCAUUGAGGGGGCGCCGUCGUGCGCGUCGGCUGUGUUGGUGUGGUUCUUCUUGCCGGAUUAUCCCGAGGAGGUUUUGAAGGGAAGGCAGCGGGAGGUGGCGCUGGCGAGGUUGGUGGUGGAGGGGAGUAAGAGCAGUCAUAGGAGUAUGACGUGGGCGGAUGCGAAGGGGACGAUCGUGGAUUGGAGGUUGUAUGGGCAUUAUCUGAUCUACUUCGGUGUGUCUGUGCCGUUCAGCUCCCUGUCGCUGUUCACGCCGUCCAUCACCGCUGGGUUGGGGUAUGCCGACUUGCAGGCGCAGCUCAUGACGGUGCCCCCUUAUGCGGUGGCUUACGUCACGCAAAUUGUGGCCUCGUACUCGGCAGACCGCUUCAACGCGCGCGGCCUGCACAGCGCGGGAUUUGCCCUGAUCGGCGCCGUCGGCUUCAUGGCGUCUGCUCUGCUCCCGCCGGAUGCCUACCUCCACCGCUACGGCUGUCUGAUUCUUGCCUCGGCUGGCGCCUUUGCGUGCAUCCCGCCCAUGCUGGGCUGGCUCACGUCCAACGUCUACAGCACGGCAUCGGUGGGUCUGGCCAUCGCCAUCAACGUCAGCUUCGGCGCUGGCAUAGGCCAGAUUCCUGGCGUCUGGAUCUACAAAGCCGAGGAGAGAGAUCGGGGGUUCCCGACGGGCCACUGGGUCAAUGCGGCCAUGUUGUGGGUGGUGGUCGUGGGAGCGGUCGGCUUGCGGGUGUUGUAUGGGUACAGGAAUCGGAAGAUGUUGAGGGAGAGCGGCGGCCGGGAGGUGAGGCUGUACAAGCUGUGAAGGCUGGACUUUGAACAUAUGACAUGGACCAGACGUAAGUCUAUAUACGCUUUACUGUACCUAGUUAAAAUUGACAUUGCUAGAUGCCCAUCUAUCCCUAUGAACGUGCCCUGACAGGUGAAUCCUAGAAUUGUGGGUAACUCGAUAUAUCCAGUGUUUUGCGAAUACUUUGAAGCGUACUUCUUAAUCCUGGCGGGAGCAAUGCUUACAGGAGGUUGGCGUAGGCAAUCAGGUAGGUAGGUGGUUUCCAGUUAGGAACCUGGGGAAGCACCUAGGGGUUGGGGAAAUAAAUUAACUCAGUAUAAUAUUAAUAAACCACACUUUGGC